This is a messenger RNA of Hypoxylon trugodes, 944 nucleotides long. RefSeq names its product ankyrin repeat-containing domain protein. The record is from RefSeq and is a predicted model, not a curated record. The transcript has a single exon. Bases 1 to 792 code for a protein of 263 amino acids. NCBI's taxonomy places the organism in Eukaryota, Fungi, Ascomycota, Sordariomycetes, Xylariales, Hypoxylaceae. Gene Ontology annotation, molecular function: protein binding.
AUGAUAUCUGCAACUGGCCAGUCGACAGCUGCUGUGGAGAGCGACAUCCGCGAUAAACCCAAGGAAAACCGCCAUGCGAUUAAUGAAAAUAAUCACAAUAAGCAAAUCGCAUUGCACGUAGCUGUAAAAUACAGGCACCGUAAGGUUGUGUUGGUGUUAUUGGGAGUCCGAAAUCCCGAAGCGGAACCAGACCGUGUCCGCAUUGCGAAAGAGGUAAUCGCCGAGGGUGUAAAUGAGCUGGACAAGAACGACCAAACGGCGCUGCAUUUAGCAGUAGAAAGAAAAGACAAAGACAUUCUGCAAAACCUGUUAAAGGCGGGCGCACGGGCUGAUAUAAGUGGCAAAACAAACUUAACUGCACUUGGAAUGGCGGCAGAGAGGAACCUGGACAACAUUGUUGAAAUCCUUUUGAAAAACAAUGUGCAAAUCGACGCCGUCGCGGAUGAGAAGGUGUUGGAUCUAGUCUACCGCCGGUUAAGCAACACAGGGGACCCACAAAGACUGAAAGACAUACAAGAUAUAUUAUGCUUACUGCUUACAAAGAGUACUGCCGCCGUAGGUGGCUCCGCACUUAGGGUUCUCUACCAGGUGAUGGAACUUCAUAGUACGGGGGACCCAGUGGACACAAUUGCCCAGCUGAGGAUAGUCCAAUGUUUCCUGAAUAAGGGGGCCAACAUGAACUCCCGCGUCCCUAAUAGGAGCGACAACUGCACAUUCAUAGAGUUAGCUGAACUCAGGGGACAUACGAAGUUGGUCAAGCUAAUGCGUGGAUACCGCAGCCAAGGCACAUGAGAGUUACUGAUUGAGGCCCAUAAAGCAUCGAACCGCAGAGUUGCACCACCAUUGACUGAUAAUCAGGUUUACAUCUGGCGCUCCCCUAGCCCCAGCUCGCAGGACCACCGCCUACCCACAUAUUGGAUGUUAGGAAGACUGAUUUAGAGAGA